This is a messenger RNA of Culex quinquefasciatus (southern house mosquito), 657 nucleotides long. Its product is annotated as CD209 antigen. The record is from RefSeq and is a predicted model, not a curated record. Bases 31 to 597 code for a protein of 188 amino acids. The transcript has 2 exons. Gene Ontology annotation, molecular function: carbohydrate binding. Gene Ontology annotation, cellular component: external side of plasma membrane. Gene Ontology annotation, biological process: biological process involved in interspecies interaction between organisms. NCBI's taxonomy places the organism in Eukaryota, Metazoa, Arthropoda, Insecta, Diptera, Culicidae.
GUUCUUGGACGACUGCAACCAGUGGCCAGAAUGUAUCGAUCGGCACUGUUUUUAGCAGCGGUGGUGCUGUUUAGUGGGAUCACCGCAGAGGAAGCUAGCAAGAAUGUUACUUCCGGAGAAAGCAGCAAAUCGGUCAGUCCAGGAGAUGAUGGCAAAGCUCUGAAUCCAGCUGAUGUACUUGAUUAUCUCCAUCCAUACCCGGUUGAUUUCCUGCACAAGAGCAAAAAAUACUCACUUUUCUGUGACAACAAAGUGAAUUACAUUACCGCAUGGCGUAAAUGCAUGGACAUUAACCAAGAACUGGCAACAAUUGAGUCUGCCGAAGAUAAUUUGGCCUUUCUGGCUGCUGUAGGAUCCUACACUGACUAUGUACUGACCAGCGGAACGGAUUUGGGCAAAGAAGGAUCGUGGAUGUGGUUGGUCAAUCAGCGUCAGAUACCGGGCUGGAAUCAGUUUUCAGCGUGGGACAACGGUGAACCGAAUAAUCAAGGACCAGAAGAUUGCCUCGUCGGUUUCAACAGAGAUGGUGUUCUCUAUUGGAAUGAUAUUCCAUGUGGAAACGCAUACUGUUACAUGUGUCAGGAAUUAAUUUUAUAAGUGUUGUCAUUUGUGAUUGUUAAGACAGAUUUAAACAAUAAAGCUUGAGUUGGAAAAAAA